Fusarium keratoplasticum is the source of this 2094-nucleotide messenger RNA. RefSeq names its product HET domain-containing protein. NCBI's taxonomy places the organism in Eukaryota, Fungi, Ascomycota, Sordariomycetes, Hypocreales, Nectriaceae. The coding region runs from base 1 to 2094 and encodes 697 amino acids. The transcript has a single exon. The record is from RefSeq and is a predicted model, not a curated record.
AUGUCUGCCUCCGAGUUGGAGAAACAUUAUCUGCCACUUGACACAUCCCGGAAAGAGAUCAGGCUACUCGAGAUUGUCUCCAUCACACCGGGGAUCGUCUGCGAGUUCCACACCGUGUCUCUCCUGGAUAACCCCUCAUUCUGCGCCCUUUCCUACGUCUGGGGAGACGAAAGCGACACCCAAGACAUCACGGUCAAUGAUUCUUACCGCAGCAUCACCUCAAGCCUUGGCAAUGCCUUAGAAUAUGCCAUCUUUCAUUGGAGGGCCAUCUUUCGUGACCGCGACGUCGGGUCUUGUCGACUGUGGGCUGACGCCAUCUGCAUCAAUCAGGCUGACAGCAAAGAGAAGGGUGAGCAAGUACAACUCAUGAAAGAAGUUUAUUCCAUGGCUGAAGUAGUCUUUUGCGCUCUUGAUUUCAAGGCACCGGAGAAGGAGAUGCAAUGCGCCUUUUAUGCGAUUGGGUCUAUUGCAACAGGCGCAGAUGAAGACGGCUUCGUCUCAGCACCCAAUGAGGAACCAAAGAGAGCCAAGAUGCGUCGGGUGACGGAAUAUCUCGCCUUCUCUUGCCACCUGUCUCACCAUCUCGGAGUGACAGUUGGCUCUGCUAUCGAUGUAUUUUGCUGCCUGACGUACUGGAAGCGAGCAUGGAUAUUCCAAGAAGUGGUGCUGGCUCGUCGACCCGUCUUUAUCUAUCGAACCUUGCUGAUGGAACUGAGUACUCUUUUGCAUGCGCAUUCUUGGCUUUCCGCUGCUCAAGUACAGCCUACGCCCGAGGGAACCGACCAAUCUGUUCGUGACGCAAUAGAUGAAUUCGAUGCCGCCAUCUUCUUGUCUAUCAAUUGGGCGAGAACUCUUGUCGGGGCAGAAAAGGCGUCGGAGGAUGCAAAACUAAGAAAAGAACAUCAAAUGGCACGCAGGGCUAUCGUGUCUACUGGCGGGACUCUGGAAGCAAGAGACCCCAAGGACCAUGUUUAUGCCCUCCUUGGAGUUGCCGACCUCAAGCUCAAGCCAGACUAUAGUCCAGAGAAGUCGCUCGAGUCAGUUUAUAUCGAUCUCUGUGCCGAGCUUAUCGACCUCCCGUCCGACUUCUCUUUCGAGUUUCUGUUUUUUCUUUAUUAUGCAGGGAUUGCCAUGCAAGACGAGCUUGAGCAAUCAUACGAAUUCGCUUCUUGGGUUCCCAACCUCCGGCGGCGUAUGUCAUCUGGAAGUGAUGCCAGCCCUCCUCGUCCUUUCGAACGAUUGUGGAAAAUUCCCUCAGAUACAAGUCCGUGGAUGGACUGCGGUCCAUCACCCGAUGUCUUUAUACGAGAGCGGAGCUUAUUUGUUCGCGCCGUCUUUGUUUCGACCAUCCUGGAUCUGGGUCCAGUCAUAUCCUUCAACGAUGACACUUGGUUAUCCUUUGUCAUAUUUGUAUUCGAGAUGCUCAACUCGCCGCCUUUUUACACACACCAUAUUCAUCCUCUGGUGACCCUCGCAAAGACUCUAGGGGCCGAGUGUCAAGAAGAAAAUGUUUGGGAGAUGCCAGAGGUCUUGAGAGUCAUCAGAGCACUUCAAUACCUCCUGGUCAACGGGCAAUCGACAAAUGAGACAGACGAUAGUCCCACCGAGUCAAACUACAUGUAUGCGUUUGGAGAGGAGUUUCUCUUAAAUAUAGGGCUUGGAGUAUCAUGGAGGUGUAGGGUUUUGGAUGAACCCCCGAGGCCGAUACUUGGCCACGAGCUGAUUGACCAAGUCAACCAAGAACAACAAUACAUGCUGUAUAGAUCAUCCAUAUCGAAUUUCUUGACAAGAAUCUCGGAUCAGACACAGUUUGAAGUAGAGAUGGCCCAAGCUGAGAAGGACGCGGAAAAGCUGUACCGGGGAAGAUCAAGAUUGGCUCGAGCACUAGAUGGCGGGCUCAUGUUUGUGCCCUGGAGCGCGGCGGAAGGUGACCACGUCGUUCUCCUCAAGGGCGUCGUGGAGUUUUUGUUGGUUCGCAAGGUGGAUGAUUUCUAUCUCAAUGUCGGGCGGUGUUCGUUCUCUACGCUUGAGAAGGAGAUUGCACACGAGGUGGGCGUGGGUGAGAGGGAGCUUGUGGGAAUAGAGCUCCGAUAG